GCCACUUCUCAAGGAAAGGAAGCGUCAGUGCAUUUAAGCGGCCACGGUUUUUGUUGUAGGCCUUUUGUAUGUGUUAGCCCAUUUCUAGAAGGGACCCAUAUGUGACUGCUUCGUCUCUGGCUGUCGUGCCUGCACGGCCGUGUUUCACACUGAAUGACAGAGUGAGGGAGAGAGAGAGAGAGAGAGAGAGAGAGAGAGAGGGAGAGGGGAGGCUCACAGGGAAGCUCUGAGGGGCAACAGAUCUGGUUUGCUCGGCUGAAAGACCAAACAAGAGAUGGAUUUUUGCACAACGUGAGAGAGGAGCAGCUGCUUCACAUAAGAAAAAUAAAGUCAGGAUGUCUGGGAUUGACGUUCCGUUGAUGGACCAAAAUGAGACCGGAAUCUCGUCAGUAGACAAUGGGACUUUCCUCCGUUUCUCCCCGACCUCUGCCUCCACAUCUGCGGCCGCCUCAUCUCCAGGGCGUCCAGGGAAUGUUUAUGUUUAUGUAUGGCUCUUUCUCGGCCUGCUGGUGUUCCUUCUGACGCUGCUCGUCAUCUCCCUGCACAGGCUCAAGAACAUCAUCUCCUCCUCUUCCUCUGUCCCCGACUGCAGCAGCGAGGGAGGAAGCUCCUUCACCAACAUGGAGAUAUGUAGCAUCUCAUCUCAGAGGUCCACCAUCUCUGCACUCUCCACCUGAGGGAUGUGGGAGGGAGCACAUACACUACAGACAUAUGCACAUGUGCUCUCAUUUGUGCAUGCUCAUGCAAACAAAGGCAAGCAUGCGCACACAUAUAAAGCACACAGAGGUCCAGCACCUCCUCACUGUGACAUACAAACACAAAAACCUUUUGUCAGCCCCAAAGAAGCUGACAUAAUGGCAUUACAGUUCGUGCAUGCAUAUUCUAAUUCUGGCGGGGCCUUGCAAUCUGCAUAGGCACAGGGGAAAUAUCGCUCAUAAUGUGAUGAAGAGGUCUUGAAGGGUGAGUGUGAAUGCACCCUUCUGAGUCUUACUUUCACAAUUAAGACAAAUGAAUCUGAGAUUCUGCUUUCCCUUUGCGGGGAACAGCAUAAUGAGGGACUCAUUAUCUUUUCUCCUCUUUUUUCUUUUUGUCAUUUCUCGUAUUCCACUCGUGUUCAACUUAGAAGAAAUACUAUUGUUGAAGUGAAGCUUUGUACAGCAUGCUUCAUAAUGUCUGUAGACUACAUUGCAAACUCGGUAUAAAAAUCCUAUUAAAGCUCUUUAACUUUG
This is a messenger RNA of Oreochromis aureus, 1229 nucleotides long. Its product is annotated as serine-rich and transmembrane domain-containing protein 1. The transcript has 2 exons. Gene Ontology annotation, cellular component: intracellular membrane-bounded organelle. The coding region runs from base 336 to 677 and encodes 113 amino acids. NCBI's taxonomy places the organism in Eukaryota, Metazoa, Chordata, Actinopteri, Cichliformes, Cichlidae. The record is from RefSeq and is a predicted model, not a curated record.